Messenger RNA from Peronospora farinosa, 468 nucleotides. NCBI's taxonomy places the organism in Eukaryota, Oomycota, Peronosporomycetes, Peronosporales, Peronosporaceae. The record is from the annotation of a GenBank genome assembly.
AUGGUAGUGCUGCAUCAUAAUGACCUGGAUCGUACUCUGUGGGGGCCAGCGUCGACUAGCGGUCGAUCACAAGUCACUGAUGUUGCUAUCUACAUCCAAUUUGCUGUGGUGGGAUUACUUGGUGUGGUUUGUGCUCUAGACUACGAGAAGCCAGAAUCAGUACGGUUGGCGGUAGCAGGAGUAACGCAGCUGAUGUAUUUUCGCAGCACUGCACUGUUUGUCCGCGUAAUGCUGUUUGUGUCUGCCAUAGUGUUAUACGGAGACGUUAUUAUUCCGAUCAAUCGCUUUGCCAGAAAUGGAGAAGCUCUGAUGCUGCCUACUGCCAAGCUGGUGCUGCACUGCAUUUGGAUGUGGAACACGCUACGCAUCUUGUAUGCAAUUUUUCAGUCAGGAGCCCUCACAUCAGGUGGGCAGAAGAAGCUUUUGGGGGUGCCAAGCGCAUACAAAAGGCGCCCGAAAGUUGCGUAA